AUGGUGGCAGCUGGAGGUUCUGAACACGAAAAGAAUGGAGACGGGAUGCUUGAGUACAAAUGGUCCUCGACCGACAAGGAGUCGAAGAUUCUCAACACCCGCCAAGAGACGUACGCCGGGAACACACCGAUAGUCGUCAGCCCUCAUGCUGGUGGAUACACAACGAAGAAUCGCGAUGUCGAUGCAAUCUUAUCGUUAUAUCUCGGCACCUUGAAAGUCGGCAUACAACCCACAGAAGUUGAAACCACUAUUGUCAAUGGUUUUCGGAGGGCAUGUGAAGACGAAAUUCGUCAACUUCGAGCUGAACGUCAAGAGAAGCUCCUCACUAUACAGUCCCUCUGCCAGGAGCUUGUUUGUCUGGAGGGCCGCACCGCAGAGAGACAGCGGCACAUUGUCGCAGCCUCUUCAAUCCUGGCCCCGAUCCGACGUCUUCCUGUGGAAUUGUUGUCAAGGAUCUUCCAGUUAACCAUCCCGGAGCGAGACACGUUAUCCCAUCCCUCCGAAUCGCCUCUCCUGCUAUGCAGAGUAUCUAAGGUAUGGCGAAACAUAGUCAUCAACGACCCCACCAUGUGGUCUCAAAUACUAUUUGCCUUUCCGGAUGAGGGGGAGUAUAUGGAUGAAGGCGACGAGGAAGAGGAAGACUCGGAGCUCGCCCUCAUAUACGACAAUCGUCUUGAACUCCUGCGUCUUUUCGCCUCCCGGUCGGCUGCUCCAGUCCACCUCUCCCACAUAUCCGUUCCGCAUCAGCAACUCGAGACAUUUGUGGCCGCCUUCGGUUCCGAAGAUCGCCGACCAAAGGUCAGCAGUGGAACUGCCAUUCAGCAUUGGCGUAAUUUCAUCAUUAAAUGCAGCAAUCUUCGCGCGGCCAGAGCUGAUUUUCAACCCCUUCAAGACAGCGGGAACAUCACCGACGGCAUAGCGUGGAAUUCGCCCUCGUCCCCCACUUCAUUAACGAAUCUCACAUCUCUCUCCCUCAAAGUCGCAUUUGGUGGAAGCGCGUCGAUGAUCUUUCGAAGUAUCGACUUCCCCGCUCUUCGAUCUCUCCACCUGCAUGCCAUAUUUUCCUCUCCAUUUUCUCUCGUCCCACUAGGAGAGCCUUUCACUGCGUCUAUUCAGCGCGAUAUGCCGUACAUAGCGAGGCUUACUUCGCUAUCGUUGACCCAUGUCCAGAUUGAGGAUGGUGACCUUUUUGCGUUGCUUCUCUUGACGACUCAACUGGAAGCUUUGAGCAUACUGAGAACAGAUAGCACCCAACAGACAAAAGUUCAUCGGUCGGGGAUGGACGAUUCCGGCAAUCUUAUAUCUUUCUUGACGCACCAACACCACGAACCGCCCAUCAGCCCUCCGCUGCCCAAUCUUAUAUCCCUCCGACUCAAUCACCCUCUUCACAACAAUACAAAGGAAUAUUCCAAAAAUUUGAACACGAGCUAUUCCAGACUCAUCAAAUCGCGUUACGAGUGGAAUCGACAUCGAUCUGGAGUACCUUUGCUGCAUGAGGGCGUCUCCUUUGAAUCCUCUCGGUUCAAGAUGUAUCUUACCGUCAGCGCGUACUAUUGUGGGAAGGACCGAUUCCACAAAUUGAAAGCUGCCAUGGAGGAGGAAGUGGGUCCGAUUCACUCUCGUGUUCUGCGCGUGCAGCCAUGCGGCUCUCCAGCAUUCGAUGAUCAACCCGACCUCAUUUAA
Messenger RNA from Cyclocybe aegerita, 1683 nucleotides. NCBI's taxonomy places the organism in Eukaryota, Fungi, Basidiomycota, Agaricomycetes, Agaricales, Hemipholiotaceae. The record is from the annotation of a GenBank genome assembly.